Cornus florida is the source of this 2332-nucleotide messenger RNA. Its product is annotated as splicing factor U2af large subunit B-like. The record is from RefSeq and is a predicted model, not a curated record. The transcript is spliced from 6 exons. The coding region runs from base 456 to 1190 and encodes 244 amino acids. Gene Ontology annotation, cellular component: nuclear speck; U2-type prespliceosome; commitment complex. Gene Ontology annotation, molecular function: poly-pyrimidine tract binding; pre-mRNA 3'-splice site binding. NCBI's taxonomy places the organism in Eukaryota, Viridiplantae, Streptophyta, Magnoliopsida, Cornales, Cornaceae.
UUUAUUCCUCUCGGCCGCUCUAAUCGAAGAGAGGGAAUACAAUCAAGACUGGAAGGAAACGGCCAUCAAGAAAUUGUAGAGAGAGAAUACAGAGGAAGAGAGGCGAUGGCGAAAUACGAAGGGAACGAUCUAGACAACACUGGUUCUUCUCCUCCGCCAAGAGGUGGCGGUCACGGCAGUUACAGCGAUUCUCCGUCUCAGGGUUACAACCCCUCACACCUAGCUGUUGCAGAAUCUGCUGGUGGGCUCGAGGGUCCUUAUUGUAUUUUUGUUGUUGGGCUCCCCUAUCAUUUUACAGAAGUACAGAUCAAGGGUCUGCUCGAGUCCUUUGGGCCACAUCAGGGCUUUCAUUUUGUGAAGGACAGAGACAAAGGAAACUCCAAAGGCUCUGCAUUCUGUGUUUACAGGAUCCGUUGGUUACAGAUCUUGCUGUUUGUGCUCUCAAUGGCUUUAAAAUGGGUGAUAAAACUCUUAUUGUGAGGCGUGCCAACGAGGGUGCUACCCAGUUUAAACCUGAACUAGAGCAUGCGCUGCAACAAAUAACAUUGCAGGGUUACAACCCCUCACACCAAGCUGCUGUUGAGCUAACACCAGAAUCUGCUGGUGGGCUGGAGGGUCCUUUUUGUAUUUUUGUUGGUGGGCUCCCCUAUCAUUUUACAGAAGCACAGAUCAGGGAUCUGCUCGAGUCCUUUGGGCCCCUUCAGGGCUUUCAUUUAGUGAAGGACAGAGACACAGGAAACUCCAAAGGCUCUGCAUUCUGUGUUUACCAGGAUCUCUCUGUUACAGAUAUAGCCGUUUGUUCUCUCAAAGGCCUUAAAAUAGGUGAUAAAACUCUUGUUGUGAGGCGCGCCAACGAGUGUGCUACCCAACUUAAACCUGAACAAGAUUAUGCACUGCAACAAAUAACAUUGCAGGGAGCACCAGUUAACAUCAGGACGCCUUAUGAUUACAAGUCCUCAUUGGCUUUCUCUACACUUGGUCGAAGAGAAUCCAAUCCCAGUUUGAACCUAGCUGCUGUUGAGCUAACACUAGAGUCUGCUGGCGUGCUUGAGGGUCCUGAUUGUAUAUUUGUGGGUGGCCUCCCCUAUUAUCUUACAGAAACACCGAUCCGGGAGCUGCUAAAGUCCUUUGGGUCCCUUUGGGGCUUUGAUUUAGUGAGGGACAGAGAAACAGGAAACUCCAAAGGCUAGCAUUUUGCAUUUACGAGGAUCUAUCAGUUAGUGAUAUUGCCAUUGCGUCUCUUAAUGGACUUAAAUUCGGUGAUAAAACUUACUGUGAUGCGUGCGCAGCAAGCACGGCAACAAAUAGCAGUGCAGAGGUUCAUAUUAUGACAAAUUGGUGCACUAAGCACAAAGUUUUCAUCCUUACUUUAGUGGUUACUAAAGAUGAGCUUAAAGAUGAUGAGGUUAUGAAGAAGCAUAAUGGAAAUCUUGAGAACUGAGUUUCAUCUAUUGUAGUAGCACAUUCUGCUAUACUGUAUCAGGCCUAACACACAUAAUGGAAGAUCCGAUAACCUUCUAUUUAUGUUCAACUGAAGACUCUUUUUAUGUUUAUUCUGAGAAAUAUUUGCAUCUCAAAUUUUCAUUGUGAUUUGCAGGUAGUUUAGGGAACAUUGUAAAAUAACGGAAUGGUGAACCAUCCCCAGGAAGUUCUAGCAACUCCAUCGUAAAGAUGACGGAGUUGCUAAAACUUCUGGAUAGGAAUCCUAUAUCUGAAAUGAAUUCUUUCCGGUUAAAGAAUAUCUUUCUAGUUGCUCUGGAACAUAGGAGUUUGUCGCCUAGGUAUUGGAUCUCGUCCAGUUUCUAGUAUGAACUCUAUCUGUAUACAUCUAAUUGAUUGAGGAUUUGAUUUUUUUUAUUAAUUAAUAUAAUUGAACAAUUGUUCAAGUUUCUGUUGAAACUAGAUAUAGCCUCUCCUAGAGUAUCUGAAAUUAUGGCAAACUGGAGUGCGCAUAAUAUUGGCUCUCCAUUUGUAAUAAUUUGAUUUGACGUACAGUUGCUAAUGAAUAUUAUCUUGUGUUUUCAUAGGUGUGUUUUGGCAGGAAUCAAGUUUGUGGCUGAAUUUGAUCAUGAGAACAAGUUGGGUGAAAGCAAGGGGAAGUGUUAUGGCUAGUUGCCCUCUCCUUUGAAUGCCUGGAUGUCUGUUUUCUUCUGUCUGUAAAUAACAUUUUUGUUUUUUUUUUUCUUUUUCCUUUUAAGACAGGUCUUUUUUGUUGCAAGGGUUGUGUGAUUUGGUGAUGCGCUUUUGAACAUUAAAUGUAGUUUUAAUUCAGCAUUUCUUUGCAUAAAUGGGAAUAGUAAUAUAAGCUUGACCUACAUUUUGGACAACCAAA